UCAUUGUGUAUUAGAAAUUUUUACGAUAUACAAACUAUAUAUUUUCUUUUGGGUGAACUACUGUUACUUUGCUUGUCUUAGCGUUUGGUAAUUGCAUGAGCAGGGAGGAGGCAGGGCUGUUGGCGGGACUUGGUAUCGACGAAGCUCUGGGACGGCUGUGUGGCGGACCUCUCUGUUACUUUGGAUCUUCAGGCUUCAACCAACGAGUAGUGGAUGAAGGAUUGUGAUAGAAUGUCAAGAAGAAGCGUUAGGCAAAAGGCUAGAAAGCAGAAACUUGAAACGACUGAAGAGCCAGCCUUCGUACUUUGCACAAGGAAGAGAAAAGCCUCUCCGGAAAACAUGGGGAACCAAGACGUGGCCAAAAGAAGACAGCAAUUCCAGAUCCAGAAUCGCUGGGUCCCCAUCUCUCAGGGUUCACAUGUAGGCACUAGUUUCAUUGUCGCCACAGACUCAGAGGAGUUGAAUGCUGACUUUGAAGUAGGUUCACACUUCCAGAUCAGGAAUCUCCUCAGCGACAGUAGAUUAUCCCCGUUACCCGACCUGAACUGGGCCAGCUCCAGAGAGCUGUGGUCACCCAUGUUAGAGAAGGAGGCGCUCUACAACAGAGAUCACAACUACCUGAACAGACACCCGGGGCUGGCACCGCGCAUGAGGGCCAUUUUGUUAGACUGGUUAAUAGAGGUGUGUGAAGUGUACAGAUUACACAGGGAGACAUUCUACUUAGCACAAGACUUCAUCGACAGAUUCCUGUCUACAGAGAGAGACUUACCCAAGCACAGACUACAGCAUAUAGGCAUCACAGCUCUCUUCAUAGCAGCAAAGUUAGAGGAAAUUUACCCGCCAAAAGUGACAGAGUUUGCCUAUGUGACGGACGGUGCCUGUACAGAUGAAGAAAUCCUGGACAUGGAACUAGUGUUGUUGAAGGCCCUGAACUGGGAGUUGUCCCCGAUGACAGUUAACUCCUGGCUGAACGUCUACCUCCAGCUGGCUAACCUGGAUGCCAUAGACUUCGAAGAGUUCUACUUGCCACAAUACUCAGGACACACCUUUGUACAGGUUGCCCAGCUGGUGGACCUGUGUAUGUUGGACAUCAGCUCCCUGCAGUUCUCCUACGCUGCCAUUGCCACUGCUGCUCUCUAUCACAACAGUUGUCGGGAUAUCUGCCUCAGAGUCUCAGGUUUUUCAUGGGAAGAAGUGGCUCCGUGUGUGCAGUGGAUGACGCCAUACGCCAUCACCAGGAGAGAAGCGGGCUAUGUUCCACUCAAGAUGUACAACCAGAUCAGUCCUGAGGCUGCACACAAUAUCCAAAACCACACCUGUGAUCUGGCCAUGCUGGAAAAAGCCCAGGCCAGACAGGCAGAGAUGUCGUCCCUGUCCCGAGCCAGCCCUCUGUCUAUCCCCGGGAUGAUUACCCCUCCCCAGAGCAACAAGAAACAGCACACCACCACUUGAGUGGCUGGUACCAUUCCUCACCAACAUGUGGUGUCCACAGUCUUACAAAAUACCAGUCUCUGACUGGAACAAGGCAGCUAUCUUCUUUGUACAGUUUUCAAAAUUUUGAGAGUGAAUAGGACUUUGGAAGGAGGAUAGAACAGUGUUGAGUUCCAUACCCUUGUGUUGCCCUUGCUAUGGAGCUUGUAAUGUUUUCUUUUGUUGAAAAGGAAACACACGUGUAUCAGAAGCUUUUACUUUUCCUGCUUACAAAUUUUUGUCCUUAUUUUUACUGCUACUAUCACUGCCUGUAAUCAUUUUUUGUAGGUAUUUUCCGUACCCAGUUAAGUCCAAGCAAUAUCACGCUUGCAAUGUACACGGGUAUGUGCAGCCAGUAUACCUGAUAUAUGCUAGUUGGCAAAUUAAUGAAUUGCAAGUCCCUGAAAUGCUUCUGCAAGUGCUCUUAAAGAUAUAGCAUCUUGUGCAAAUGUCUUGCUGUUAUGGCAGACUG
This is a messenger RNA of Branchiostoma floridae (Florida lancelet), 1942 nucleotides long. RefSeq names its product G1/S-specific cyclin-E1-like. Gene Ontology annotation, molecular function: cyclin-dependent protein serine/threonine kinase regulator activity. The record is from RefSeq and is a predicted model, not a curated record. Gene Ontology annotation, cellular component: centrosome; cytoplasm; nucleus. NCBI's taxonomy places the organism in Eukaryota, Metazoa, Chordata, Leptocardii, Amphioxiformes, Branchiostomatidae. Gene Ontology annotation, biological process: regulation of cyclin-dependent protein serine/threonine kinase activity; G1/S transition of mitotic cell cycle. The transcript is spliced from 12 exons. Bases 214 to 1452 code for a protein of 412 amino acids.